AUGGUGGUUUCAGAUGAGCCCGGCAAAUCGGGCGAGGCGGUCUACUCUCCCAGCCACAGCGGCUCCCAGACCACCUCCCCCGUCACCCUGCCGCCCCUCCGCAACAACAACCUCCACCCGCUGACGGGGGGAUCUAAGGCCGGCAUGUCGGACUCCGUCCAGCUGUCGUCCCAGUCGCAGGUCCACGUCAGCCAGCUGUUCGAGGACAACACCAACAAGCGCUCGGUGCUGACCUCCCAGCCCAACGGCCUGGCCCCGCUGGGCCCCGGCCGGCCGGGCCUGCCCCCCCCCGACCGGCAGGGCUCGGCCCCGGAGGCGGCCCACCACGGCCGGCAGAGCAGCGCCACGCCCAACAAGACCGCCGACGGCAAGCCCAAGCACAACACGCUGUCCCCCGAGCAGGCCAUGAAGCAGUUCAUGUCCAAAAUGUCCUCCUUUGAGCACCACGAGGUGUUCAGCUACCCCGAGGUGUUUUUUGUGGGACCGAACGCCAAGAAGAGGUCAGGGGUUCUGGGCGGAGCCAACAACGGGGGCUACGACGACGACCAGGGGUCCUACAUCCACGUCCCCCACGACCACAUCGCCUACCGCUACGAGGUCCUGAAAGUCAUUGGGAAGGGGAGCUUUGGACAGGUGGUGAAGGCCUUCGACCACAAAACGCAGGCCCACGUGGCUCUGAAGAUGGUCCGCAACGAGAAGCGCUUCCACCGGCAGGCGGCCGAGGAGAUCCGGAUCCUGGAGCAUCUGCGGAAGCAGGACAAGGACUCCAGCAUGAACGUCAUCCACAUGCUGGAGAACUUCACCUUCCGGAACCACAUCUGCAUGACCUUUGAGCUGCUCAGCAUGAACCUCUACGAGCUCAUCAAGAAGAACAAGUUCCAGGGCUUCAGCCUCCCGCUGGUCAGGAAGUUCGCCCACUCCAUCCUGCAGUGCUUGGACUCGCUGCACAAGAACCGCAUCAUCCACUGCGACCUGAAGCCCGAGAACAUCCUGCUCAAGCAGCAGGGACGCAGCGGCAUCAAGGUGAGGGUGCCGGCCCCCUCUCAGGAGCGGCCAUCCUUCGCUUUGCACCUCAAUAAAACCGUCUCCUUCUCCCUGACUACCCCUCAGGUCAUAGAUUUUGGGUCAAGCUGUUACGAACAUCAGAGGGUAUACACCUACAUCCAGUCCAGGUUCUACCGAGCACCAGAAGUCAUACUUGGUUCCAGAUAUGGGAUGCCCAUCGACAUGUGGUCUCUGGGCUGCAUUCUGGCGGAGCUGCUGACCGGCUACCCGCUGCUCCCGGGCGAGGACGAGGCCGACCAGCUGGCCUGCAUCAUGGAGCUGCUGGGCAUGCCCAGCCAGAAGCUCCUGGACGCCUCCAAAAGGGCCAAGAACUUUGUGUCGUCCAAAGGGUACCCGCGCUACUGCACGGUCAGCACGCUGCCGGACGGCUCGGCCGUGCUGAACGCCGGCCGCUCGCGGCGGGGGAAGCGGUUCAGAGAGAGGCUGCAGGACCAGCUGCUGCCUGGCUCAAGGGCAGAGGAGUCCAUCCACGAUGCACCAGCUAGUCCGUCAGAGAGAGGGGGGGUAAACGGUUAA
This is a messenger RNA of Menidia menidia (Atlantic silverside), 1581 nucleotides long. The record is from the annotation of a GenBank genome assembly. Lineage: Eukaryota; Metazoa; Chordata; Actinopteri; Atheriniformes; Atherinopsidae.